AUGACGGAAUCCUUCAUGAAGCUCAAAAUGCCGAGAGCUUCGGUCGCUCGGUCUCGUCAGGGUAGCGUGCGACGGCAACGGUCUACCCGCUUUGCCAUGCAACGUGGACCGUGCCCACGCAAAAAACACGAGGUCGACCACGCCGACAUAAACUGCGUGAGGCCGUCCGCGUCGGCAGAAACAUCGCGAGGGGUCGCAAGGUCCAGAAUGCAUGCGGCGUAUGGCCGCUGGCCGCUCAAUGCUGCAAUACCCGACACUUGCAUUCGCUAUCACGGCGGCGGCGGCACGGUGCCGUCGUUAGUACUCGGGUGGCAUGACAUGCCGCUGACGAUGCAAGCAGCCUUCUUGUCUGUCGGCGUAGACCUAGUCGAGUUUCGGCGCUUAAGCGAACAGGACUGGUGCCGCGAAUGGGAAUGUUGGCAGGAUGUUAAUCCGGACAUGAGUGAUGCCGAAGUUAUCGCAUGGAUGGAACAUUUCCUGCGUCUUGCCACUCAAGACGAAGCGAAUACAGUCGGGGGCAUGAGCAACGAGCAACGCCUAGCCAUGCUCGCUGAUGACAAUUGGCAACUGUGCCAUGCCAGCAGCGACGGCAACAAUUGCUUGAUUGACUCGUUGACGAUUGCGUUGGCAGGCUUGGGUUUUGUGCCUAGAAAAUUAGUCGACGACCCCGAUGCUAGGUUGGCGGGCUGUAGGUAUUGCCGCCAGCAGCUUCUGCAAUCGCGCAACCCAGCGUUGCGACCGCGGUGGCGCGGCGCUUCUGGGGAAGUGCAAAACCUCUCGGAGGGCGAGCACGCCAAUGCUUAUCUUCAACCGGAAAUUCACGGUCCUGCCGUGCUAACACAUCUGCUAAGUUUCUACGGAAACUUGGAGGCCAACACGUCCAACCAAUUUGCAAUCCUGACAUACACUAGGUUCGAUGGCCCUGUCAUUGAUCCCUACGAAGCAGCUGUCAUUGUGCGUGCUCCGGAGUGCACCCAAGCCCAACCUCCAAUGAUUCAGCUCAGACUUUUCAAUCAUAUGGAUGCUCGUGGAGACGGCUAUCACUUCGAUGCGUUGGUUGCGCGAUCGAACCUAACACUGCCAGGCAGCGAUUCACAAAACUCGGAGCCAGACCCUAGUGCGGAAACCGUAUCGUCGCCGGAGCAGGCAGUGGUGCAGGAAACAGGAACAGGCGCAGUGUCGUGCGAGGCUGCAGGUCGGUAUCCCAAGCCGCAAGGCUGCCGAUCGCCAGUGAUUGCGUCUGCUAGCCAAGUUACCACCGCUGGCGUGAGUCUGGCAGAAUUGCAGCACAUGCUGCAGGAUUUUUUUCAUGCGCGAGGCAGCUCGCUUACAAUCACAUCACGCGACGCAGCAGAUGUCGAGGCUGUGUGGCCUCAUAGUAAACAGUUGGGAAACGUGCUGCUGACUAAGCUGCAAGCAACUCUGUACAACUCGGAUUCACAACCGCAUGCUGCCGAAAAACUCGCAGCGGCGUGUCGACGCUAUAUUUUUGUGCGCACCCAGGGGCCAGGCCGCAGGUUAGGAACGCGCAGUGCGCAAGAAACCGAAAACCAUCCAAACAGACAUGAGCAUGUUGCUCCGCUGCCUCCGACGGCGCAUGACUCGGCCACCAACACACAUGCACCUUCUGGACCGACAAGAUCGCGAACGAAAACUGCAUUGCCCUCGAAACGCUUGAGACCACUAAACGACACUAGCCAGGCUAUUCAGGUGCAAGCCGGUCGAACAAGCUCCGCCGGGGCUGCGGGGAAACGUCAAAGCACUGCUCUUGGCGACGUCACAGACGAGCGCCGUGGAACAAAACGUAAGCCUGACUGCCAGACUCAAGACCAACCUGUGGCUGUGCCGCUGGACCACCAGGCCAAGCGCAGACGGUAUAGCUGCAAAUCCACUCCACGUCCAAUAGAUCGCCAACAAACGAGCAGUGCCGCAGACGAGGAUCUAGAGGAAGACCAAUUUGUGCUGGCCGUGCAAGCGGCCGACGCCACGCGCGACCCACGUGCAGCCGUGGACGUCGUUGUUGGCAAAGUGGUGAAACGAUUCGCCAAGCACGUGACGCUGCCUGGCGCUGCUCAGCACUGUGCACAGACCGAUGCAGCCUACCGGCUGCCGGAUGCUCAUUGCGCCUUCGUUGGUUGCACUUGGACGGGCGCAGGGGACACAGAUUUAGCCGAGCACGUACGUCUAGCGCAUGCCGAUGAUUUACAGGAGUUGGCUGACAAACUACAGGUUUUGCGUGCAGUUGCUACACCUUCAACAAGAAAUGCAGACCAGCGUAUGGCCGCGAGGGAACAGCAGGCGCUAUACGACGCGUACCGCUUCGCUGUCAGUGUGGAUUGCCAAUCCAAGGCUCCGUUGGCGUGCACCAGUCUAGACCGUCGCUGUCUGCGGCAGGCGGUAGACUCCUUAGAACAAGCGCCACCUGAGACACGCAUAUGCAUGCUUUGCGCACAAAGGUUUCCGUUUGUAAAGGGCAGCAACGCAGACAUUCGUUUCAGUCAAGAACUGCAACCCACCGAAACCGGCGAAGUGCGCUUUCUGGGUCAAUCGCCGGCAGCGACGGCAGCAACCUUGGGGCGAGCUGUUUUUGUGGGUCGCUACGUGGAGGAAAUAGCAGGUACCCGCAGGGACAGCAUGUUGCGGGAUUUGCAGGAUUGGGUUUGCACGUUGACAUUUCCUGAGUCGACUGUUGAGAUAGUUUGCUGCCCUGAGGAUAAACAAUGUCGGGCAGGGUGCACAUUAGACACAGCCUGCAAGGAAUGUUGGAUGCCCGUUUGUCGCCAUUGCCGCGCAGCGGUGGGAGCCGGCGAGCUGCCCAAACAGGCACUAGCGAAUGACUUGGUCGUGUACUACGCUCCAAGGGAACUCUAUGAGGAGCGAGUUACGAUGAUGGAACUGGUGUGUGCCAGCCCUUGCAUGACCAGCCUGAUUUGUUUCAGUCUGGAAAAGAAAUACCGUGACCGUCGUACAUUGGACGAGCGAGCGCAUAUGCAAAGGCAUCGACAGGGGGCACGGGGCAAUGCCACCACGUUCCUUUUGGAUUGGGAACAGUUGAUGCAACAAUUCCGUGCGUACGAGCACAACGUGGACCCGCACGGCGGGGCCGUACUGCCUCGGGCGGGUGAGGACUUACAAAAAUUCGUGUCCGUCCUUUUGAAGACCAAAGACGAGGAACUGGAUGCGACGGAUUUGACCAAGCUGAUUCAUCAGGCCCGCGUGCGACGGCGCGUGGUCGUGCGACUAAUAGAAGGCGCGUACAAUCGAGCGCAUCCAGCUUUUGGUCGCAUUGACAUUGCAACUAUGCGCAAAAGAGCGCAGGAGGUUCUGCCGGAAGACGGCGUGAUUCCGGAAGUGGUCGCGGUCCUGCCUAGCUCAGAGAAAGAAAUUCCAGUGGAGAAACAGAAAGUUGCGGCCCCCGUGGCUGCGCCGGCAACCGUGGAAGAAGCAGCAGUUGAACUGAGCCUGCGGCGACCCAACGCCGUAGUAUUGGAAAAGAGCUGUGUUGACGCGAUGGACUACGAGGCUCAACAACUGGCAGCCGUGCAGGCACUGGCAGACGUCGCUGCAGAAGAUAUGAUGGAGCAGAACAGCGAGCAGGAAGAUGGCCCUGCGCCGGAACAUGACGUGGUCUCCAGCAAUCAGCCGAUCGACCAAUUUGCGCCCUGGUACUUUGGCGUCGCUUUUGCCUACCUUUUCCAGUACUGCACAGCCAUGCCGGACCCACCGACAUGGGGCGCAUACAAAGACAGGCGAUGGCGACGCGAUGCAGACGCUCCACAGGUGCCUUUGCACGACUGGGUGCGACUCAUGUCGAGACGUGUGGAAAGUCAACUUGUGCGCGAUUGGACAUUCGGCUACACAACCUGGAAUGUGCUUUUCCGCUCCGCGGUGAAUUUGUCGCGCAGUGUCUAUGCGUAUGACACCCCUGUUCUACAGGAUAGUGGCGAAUGGAAAAGGUUAACGUCGGCCGACUUGGAAGAUGCGGCCGUUCAAAUUUUACGCGCUCUGCACGGCACGUACACAACACCCGACAACAGACAGUUGCCCGUGAACGGCAGCAUGACAUUGGUUAAGUACGCCUCAGGGCUCUCUGCCACAGCCCGACGCAUUGUGGCCAACUUGAACCACACCGCGCGGGCAGUGCCGGGCACGCAGGAAGCCCGCAGAAUCAUGCGUUUCGAAAUCCAAGGCAUGCGUGUGCGCUACGGCACUCCAAUUUUCGUGACAGUGACGCCGGAUGAAGGGCACCAGUUGCUCUACAUUCGUCUGGCACGACAUCGACAGAGCGACCCCAUCCGCCUGGCGGAGAGCAGCAUCGGCCAGCGGGCUGGCGACCGCCAAUGGCCCGGACUGACCGAGGACCUGGAUUUACAGUUGCCGGUCGAGUGCUUCGAGAUGCGACAUCCCAACUGGGAAGAGCGUCGACGAAUCUUGGCACGGGAUCCUCUGGCCACUGUGGACGGUUUCCGCAUGAUGAUGCUGCUGGUGAUGCGACAUCUGUUCGGCUUGAACGUCUGCCUGAACUGCCCCAGUUGCAACUGCCAGGCAACUCCUUGCCAAGACGUCGACGGCAGCAACGCAAGCGCAUUGGGCGGCGUGUUCGGCCGCUGCGAUGCGGCGUAUGUGGCGAUCGAAUUCCAAAAGUCCGCCGGUUCGCCGCACGGUCACGCCCAAUUGUUUGUUCAGUGCCUACAUCAACACGGUAGCUUGCAGGAGAUCUUUGCCGUUGCCGAAAGCAAAGCGGAGGAACUGCGUGAAGAGUAUCUGCGCUACAACGAACACGUCCGACGGUGCGUGUACGGUCGCGAGCCUGCGGAGCUUGAACGCAUCUUGCACGACGCGGAGGCGCGGUGGCCCGAAUACAAAACCGAGACGCACUUAAUUAAUCGACCGAGCUACCAGUCCACAGUCAUGGCUGACGAAGACGAGCAGACCGAAGCCAACCGUUGGGCGGACGCCUACCUGCGGGACGAUGUGUUUCGUUUGCAAGUCCUGAAGCAGCACCAUGUGCAUUUGCCAGACGAAGCAACUGGGGAGAGAAAGCCGCAGUCGGGCUGUUGUAAACCAGACAAUCCAAAGGUGUGCAAACACAACUACCCCAAGACGAACGAGAUCAGCGAUGAGUCCGCCGUGAUGUGUCCUUGCCGUUUGAAGGCCAUGGACUUGCCGACCUCCGGACGGCGCAACGCUUUGUGUUCCUUGCACGGCCCACGCGACGACGGGUAUCUGAAUGGCACGCAUCCAGCGCUCUUGGCCUUCGUGCGUUCCAACUGUGACGUGCAGCUACCAUAUCGUCUGCUGUACGCAUGCGCACUCUGUGCAAGCCCACUGGAGCCUGGCCAGGUGAAGGUCGUCAUCGCCAGCGCACAACGGGCGCAAGAUGCGCAAACGGGGUACUGUUGCGACUACUGUGCUAAAACACAGCCAAUGGCGUUCGGAGAACUGCGCGAACUGCAAAAAGGACACGAACGUUUGGCCGCCCAGACGCAAGCACGCGGUCUGGAAUACCAAGGUAAGCGACAUAUGACACGUUUUAUGUCCGAUGCCUACUGUAAAGGUGUGGUGCGUGGACAGGCUGAGUGUACUAACUUACGAGCCUUCUUCCAACAGAACGACGCCGCCUGCGCGGAAAGAAUCUGCACCACACAGUUCGUGAGAUUUCCCGGACAAGAUUAUUUGCGCUACGCCGAAACCAGCCUGACAGGCAGCACGGACAAACCGCGUCGCAUCACUGCCACAGCAUUGGGAAAGAAAGUUCAAGCACCGAGGCAGCGCCAAGUCGCCGAACGAGAUCAUGCAGAGUUCUAUGCUCGGCGACCGCGUGACAGUGCUUGCUGGUACCUGUCGCCUUACGAGUUCCAGUUGCGCUGGGAAGUCGUUCCGACCAGGGCGCCACGAACCUGGCAGGAGUGGUCGUCGAAACCUCGGCAAGCGUGGGACGUGGAACUGACAUCCGCAGGAGAAGUCAAACUGCAGGCAAACAGCGAUAAAGCAGUACGAUUAAUUCCAGGACAAGAUACGCGUCUGCGGUCCGACCUGCCGAAAGACGUCCUGCCUUUCGAAGAUUCGCCAGUCAACGUCCGCAUACGCGCAGCUUGGCUAUUGCGUCCACGACGCCGGCCACGUUGCCCGACAUUCGGCCACUGUCCUAUUCCCCGGUACAACCAAGACAGCGUAGAAAGCAAUUCGAGACUAUGCUUGGUGUAUUUCCGUGCAUGGACGGGGUUGCCGAACAACGCCGAUACAGAUGUUCCGCAUGUGGCAGACCUACUAGACAAUCACGAAACAUGGUGGCUGCAAGCCCUACCCUGCCAGGAGACGAAGAGGCACGUGGGCAACUUCUUGUCGGUCUAUCGCGUGCGCAGCGUCGUGCAGGACGCGGAAAACAGCGACAACGAUGACGCGGACACCGCUGGUGCCUGCGUAGAUGCCACGAACUUCCGUGCAACGCUACGUACGCGGGCGCCAAACAAGGGUGCGAAAGCAGCGUUGGAGGAGGACUAUGAAGACCUCGAACGCACGUGGACGACCAACAAAAGCACGAAGGCACGUGCAGAAACAUCCACAUUGACUAAAUUGCGUAGUGAAGAGCGUUUAGACGUUGAAGCCACUUUACGCGAGGCCCGACGCAAAGAAACUGCGCAAACCGGAGCCGAACAGCAGCCCGGGCAACGACACGCGUCUACGCGCCCGCGUGGCACGCAGGCUACCAUCGAGGCACUACUGCGCACCGAGCUGUUCGAAGGUAUCCUGGGUUGGCAAGCUGGCGUUCACUUCCAGACCACAGCACUACAAGCGGUCACAUCCGACAUGCUUGACGGCGACACGCUGCAUCAUUGUUUUGGAUUGACCUGGGGCAGCGGCACCACAGACCAGACUUCCCUUGCCAAAGCGCUGGAACUAGCCAAGCGACUGCUGCAAAUGCGAUGGUUGAUCAUCGACGAGAUCAGUAUGGUCAGCUUAGAGUUGCUGGCACGCGUGGAGCGCGCGUGCCGCCAACUGAUGCGCCAAGGCAGUCCUUUCAGGCAGUCACCGACAAGCAACAACGAUCGCCCCUUCGGUGGACUAAAUGUGCUCGUCGUCGGCGACUUGUGGCAGCUGGACCCACCGAAAGGCCAUUGCGUGGCUGGCUUGCCGCACGAGUGGCUGGGCACAACCAGCUCGAAACAACGUCUGCUUUUGGCGCAGGGCCAAGACCUCGUGUGGGGGAAACCUGAAUUCGGUUUUCAGGGUGUCACGGAGCUGAAGGAAUGUGAACGCACGAAAGACACCUGGCUGCAAGAUCUGCAAGAAGAGAACGCGCCUCCCGGCGCCUUUGUCGCAACCGGGCCCGACGACCCUCGGUUCCUGGGGCACUUCGUUGGCGCGCCGUCUGUGUUCGCUACAAACGUCCGCAAAUGUCACACGAACAAAGUCCGCGCAGAAGCUUUUGCAGGCCGCGCAGGGCGAGAGCUCCACUAUGUUGUUGCGCAAGACCGUGCGUCAGCGGCUGUGGUGCGAGAAAAACCGAAUCUAGCACAGGAGAAGCUAGCGUGGCUGCAGCGACAUGACCGGGAAUGCGGUGAGCUUUGUGGCAUGCUGCCGCUAUGUGAAGGCAUGCCGGUAUUCCUGGCGGAUCAUGUCAACCGAAAACGCAACUUUAAACUCCUGAAGGGCCGCAAAGGCUACGUCCGGGGCUGGCAGCAUGCGACGGACGGGGCAGUCCCUGCCGAGCCAGGUACGGUUGUUUGGAAUGAGUUACCGAAAGCUGUUCUAGUCGAGUUUCCCGGUGCGACGUUUCAGCUGCCGGGACUUGCCAAGGGCGUGUACCCGAUCACACCUCAGCGACGAACAUGGUUUCUGGACGAAGGUCGCAAGCGCCCUUGCUUGGCAGUAACACGCAAGCAGCUGCCGCUGCUGCCUGCGUUUGCCAUGACUGCGCAUCAAGCCCAAGGCCAAACGCUCGAGACAGGUGUUAUCGCAGACCUGAAUUACAAAGCUAUAAGCGGUGCUCUGACGGCCUACAUCGCCAUGACGCGGGUUCGAAAUAGGAAAGAUCUGCUCAUUCUCCGCGCUUUCGAAGCAGAGUUGUUUCAGCAGGGCGACCAAAGUUUUCGCAAGCUGUUGCUGCAGCACUGGCGCAGCCACGACGUGGAUUGGAACACGAUUGUCAAACGAUACAUACAGACCAGAGUGUGUUGUGAAUGCCGUGCAGAACGUCCAAAGCUAGCAUUCACGGCCGGGCAAUGGAAACGGACAGAUGCGGCGGUCUGCAAAGAGUGCGUGCAAACAUAUAGAGAACGCGGCACUCCGCACCGCUGCUGCCGGUGUCAGAGAUGGCAAGCUGCUGAGGCGUUCCCCGGCAAGCUUCUGAAUUUCCACGUCUGGCAGACGACGUGCCUCAUGUGCACAAAAAAACGCCAAUGUACCACGUGCGCCCACUGGUUUGAGGAAUCUGCGUACACUGCACACGGCUGGCGCACCAAGCGGGACCGUGUUUGCGCAGGUUGCCGCGUAGCACUGCACUUCCGACACAUCGGGCUGCGGUCUCGCGAUCGUCUCCGUCGCCGGGUCGAGAAGACGCGGCAGGAACGACGGAAACGCGUCCUGGAAGCUGUCCGGCAAGACAUCGAGGCAUGUCGGAAGAAAGGUCGCUUCGUGUGCGGUCGCUGUGGCGCGAAAAUUGAAGCGACAACCAAGCGCAGCAUCGAUGGCGACAUCAGCGCGGCAAAGACGAAAGGCUUGCUCUGUUGUGACACUUGCCGCAGCAUGCAGCAAGGGGCAGGGCCGAAGAGCUGGGCCUUCCUGACCAAUGUCGGGCCUUUCACGUACCAUUGCCCCACUUGCAGUGAAGCCGUCAGAUCCACGGUGCGAGACGGCAAAGUGGAUAAUCGUCAGAUCUGCGGCCAUCGGUUUCAGGUGAGAGACGGGCGCGUGGUCGCAGCAGAUGCUAAGCGCAGGAUUUGCACUUACGAGUGUCCCCAUUGCCAGGCGCGAGUUGAGUCGUCGACUAGGAACGGACGCAUCGACAACCGACGUCACUGUGGACACCAGUUUACCGUCGCUGCGGGCACGGUGGUCGAAGAACGUACCAGAGACGCGAGAUACACAUACGUAUGCCCACAUUGCCAAGCAAAAGUUAAAUCGGCAACCAGAGACGGACGCAUCGACAACCGACGCCACUGUGGACACACCUUUACCGUCGCUGCGGGCACGGUCGUCGACGAAUGUAAAGGAGACACGACAUACACAUACGUAUGCCCGCAUUGCCAAGCAAAAGUUAAAUCGGCAACCAAAGACGGACGCAUCGACAACCGACGCCACUGUGGACACACCUUUACCGUCGCUGCGGGCGCGGUGGUCGAAGAAUGUAAAGGAGACACGACAUACACAUACGUAUGCCUGCAUUGCCAAGCAAAAGUUAAAUCGGCAACCAAAGACGGACGCAUCGACAACCGACGCCACUGUGGACACACCUUUACCGUCGCUGCGGGCGCGGUGGUCGAUGACUCUAAGGGAAACACGUCAUACACAUACGUAUGCCCACAUUGCCAGGCAAAAGUCAAGUCGGCAACCGGAGACGGACGCAUCGACAACCGACGCCACUGUGGACACACCUUUACCGUCGCUGCGGGCGCGGUGGUCAUGUCGCAGGAGUAA
Molecule: messenger RNA, 9639 nt
Organism: Symbiodinium sp. CCMP2592
Lineage: Eukaryota; Dinophyceae; Suessiales; Symbiodiniaceae
Source: the annotation of a GenBank genome assembly